AUGACGUACUGCGGGCGUCCGUCUACAGCUUGCCACGCCUGUAGACAGAAACGCGGCAAGUGCGAUAGGAGAAAACCAGGGUGCGGUCAAUGUGCCCGGAAACGCAUUUCAUGUCCAGGGUACCGAGACCCAGACACCAUCGUCGUUAGAGAUCAGACUGUCUCAACGAUCAGGCGGUUUCGCGCCAAAAGAGAUAGACUGACCAAAGAAUUAACGCCGCACGAGAGCGCGAUACUGCCGCCAGUACAUGAACACCCUACUAAGCCAACUAAGCCAACCACGACCCCACCUGACAGUCUUUCAUUUGGUCUGGCCAUUGCGCCCGCCCCAGAAGACGCUGCCUCCGCAUUUUUCCUGUUCUGCUACGCACCAGCAGGGCCUAUGGCUUGCCUUCCGAUCCUAGCUAAUGUCUGUUCUCCGGCAGAUGUGCUCUUAAUGCCAGCGUUGCUCGCCCCUGCUUUAGCAAUUUUGUCAUUCGAGUUUAAACAGCCAUCACUCAUGAAACUUGCGCGGAAGAAUUACGCCACCGCUCUCAAGGAGGUCAAUCUAGCCCUGGCCUCACCCACACACGUAGCCAACGAUUCGACCUUAGCGUCUGUUCUGCUCCUAGCUCUCUUUGAAGCUGUGGCUUUCCAGCGCAGCGACUCUCUGAAUAGCUGGACAGUGCAUGUCAAUGGCGCAGCCGAGCUCCUCAAGGUCCGCGGGCCAAGUCAGUUCGAGUCGGCUCUAGGUCGUGCCCUGUUUCUUGACGUUAGCAAUGGCAUCUACGCGUCAUGCGCACAGCGUCGGAUUGCGACGCCAGCAGCCAUAUCGGAGCUAUGGGUGCACUGGCGCAAGAUCGCGGGUGAUGACGGUCCCGAGGUUGGGAUGGGGCGUGUUUCCGACGCGAUGGCGAAUCUUCUGGCUCGAAUGACGGCUAGUGGUGAGGAAAGUCUAGGUAAUGAGGGUGUUGUACGGGAAGGACUCGAGCUGGACGCUCUUCUCGUACACCUACUGGAGCAGCUUGAGGAGAUAUCCCCAUAUCAAACCCUGCCGCCUGUCGAAGUGCCCACACUGGCAUAUAAUAAUGUCGCUCACAACUAUAAAUCGCCUCAAGCUGCUCGACAUUGGAACGUGUUACGUAUGAUGAGAAUGUUUGUCAACAAAUGGGUCUAUCGCGCCGCAAGCGCCAUGCAAGAUGUUUCGAUAGGCGGAGUUGGUUCCGAGGAGGUUAUUCUCCCAGAAAGAUUGCUCGAAAUGACUGCCAGAAAUUCUGAGACAAUGGCGUUCGACGUCCUCAGCAGCGUACCCUUCUUCCAAUGUCUACCAUCCUGGAGGCAUUCCAAUCAAAGUAUGGCGAGGUGGCUGAUCUGGCCGUUGUCAGCAGUUGCUGUCUCCAUGUUUGUCCCGGUCUCGGCGCAGAUGUAUGCCAGGAACAGUUUGCAAGCUAUUGUUAAGGAUUCUGGCCUAUCCCAGGCGGCUGAGGCUUUGGACAUGGUGGACGAGCGACGGAGUUUAGAGAAUUGGUUACACUUGUGCCACUUGUCGUAG
Messenger RNA from Exophiala spinifera, 1530 nucleotides. RefSeq lists its product as uncharacterized. Lineage: Eukaryota; Fungi; Ascomycota; Eurotiomycetes; Chaetothyriales; Herpotrichiellaceae. The transcript is spliced from 3 exons. The record is from RefSeq and is a predicted model, not a curated record. Gene Ontology annotation, molecular function: zinc ion binding; DNA-binding transcription factor activity, RNA polymerase II-specific. Gene Ontology annotation, biological process: regulation of DNA-templated transcription. The coding region runs from base 1 to 1530 and encodes 509 amino acids.